GGUAGAAGGGAAAAUCCAAAAUGCCCACGGGAUAUUCCUGAACUUCGCGCGCGCGCACACACCCAAAAAAAAACGCCAUGGCGGGAAUGGAAGCGUUACCACCAAUCCUCAGCCCUAGUUUCCGGCGUCUACAUCUCACCAAUCGCAGCCCCAAUGCUAGACUUCCUCCUCCGCUCUUUCUCUCGACAAUGGUCUCCUCUGAAUCCAUUGACAGCGGCAGCUCGGGUGCCGAUGCGAUCCGGCGCCCUCUCUUCCGCGUCAAGAAGCUGUCCCAAAAUGCCGUCUUGCCUUCGCGAGCUUCCCCGCUCUCCGCCGGCUACGACCUCUCCAGUGCUGCGGCAGUGGUCGUGCCCGCCCGUGGCAAAGCCCUAGUCCCCACCGAUCUCAGCAUCGCCAUUCCCGAUGGCGCCUACGCCCGCAUCGCUCCGAGAUCGGGCCUGGCGUGGAAGUACUCGAUUGACGUAGGUGCCGGCGUGGUCGAUGCGGACUACCGCGGACCCGUGGGUGUCAUUCUGUUCAACCACUCUGACGCGGACUUCGAGGUGAAGCCCGGGGAUCGGAUUGCUCAGCUGAUACUCGAGAGGAUCAUGACGCCAGAGGUGAUCGAGGCUGUCGACUUGGACUCCACUGCCAGGGGCGACGGCGGAUUCGGAUCAACAGGUGCGUGAUGUGAUUAAACUCGGCUCGCCUUCUCUGUUCAUCAUGCUGAGGAACAUCGUCUUUGCAAGUUAAAUUCUCUGCUUUGUUUGUGAAAUCCUUGGUCUUUUAAUUCCAUUAAAUGUAGCAUCUGUUCAUGUCUAAUGACUGAUGUGUUCUCAUGUGUUGUUCCUAGAUAGAUAUAAUUAUCGACCAAUUACAUACUUAUAUCUACGACAAUAUGCAAAUCUUAGUUUAAAAAAAAUGUCUACUUGGGUU
Zingiber officinale is the source of this 915-nucleotide messenger RNA. RefSeq names its product deoxyuridine 5'-triphosphate nucleotidohydrolase-like. Gene Ontology annotation, molecular function: dUTP diphosphatase activity; magnesium ion binding. The record is from RefSeq and is a predicted model, not a curated record. Gene Ontology annotation, biological process: dUMP biosynthetic process; dUTP catabolic process. Bases 78 to 668 code for a protein of 196 amino acids. Lineage: Eukaryota; Viridiplantae; Streptophyta; Magnoliopsida; Zingiberales; Zingiberaceae. The transcript has 3 exons.